AUGGCAAAGUUUGUUAGCUUUACUGUUGGUGUAGAGCCGCGCGUCGGAGGUCUUCUUAACACUGCUCUGAGAAUGACCACUCUUCGCUCAGCCGUCGCUAAGGCUUCCGAAGCCUGGAAGAUGAAGAUAGCCCAACGUUCCCCUUUUGAAAAGACUAUUAAGGACUUCAACUUCAACACUGGCUACUAUAAUCAAAUUGGUCUCCGUUGGCAUGAUAUCAUGCCGCGUAAUGCCGUCGUAGAAGAGGCAUUUCGCCGUCUUCCGCGAGAGGAACGCGAGGACAUGGAUUUUCGUUUAGCCCGAGCUACUCUGCUCUCUGCUAAUAAGACGAUUCUACCCAAAGAGGAGUGGACUAAACAAGAGGAGGAUGUGCCAUACCUUGACCCCUACAUUAAGUUGAUUGAACGGGAGUUGCGGGACAAAGCUGACUGGGACAAUUUUAUCUCUCCUAGGACCUAUCCCUAG
Echinococcus granulosus is the source of this 465-nucleotide messenger RNA. Its product is annotated as Cytochrome b-c1 complex subunit. The transcript has 3 exons. Lineage: Eukaryota; Metazoa; Platyhelminthes; Cestoda; Cyclophyllidea; Taeniidae. The coding region runs from base 1 to 465 and encodes 154 amino acids. The record is from RefSeq and is a predicted model, not a curated record. Gene Ontology annotation, biological process: mitochondrial electron transport, ubiquinol to cytochrome c.